AGGCGUCAUGAGAGCCCGUGGCUUCGAGAACUUCGUUCAAAACUCAGAUCGCGCCCUGCAGAUACUGAGACAGCACAUUCUGAUUGGCCAGUUCCGAUUGGAGGAUCUUCAAGCUUACGACCAGUUUUACACACUGCAAGGAAACCAAGCCUUGUUGCAGAUUAGAGUGGCAAAGGAUGUCUUUAAGUACAAGCUUCAUGGGGCCUCCGCAAAGGCGAAGGUUGUUGGGAGGAACUUCGUUGCCUCAAAUGGGAUGAUCCACAUCGUGAACAACGUCUUGACCAUGAGGCCUGACAUACUGGGCGAUACUCAGAGAAGCGCUUUGGACUUGAUCAAAUUAGAAGCAAAGUACAACCGGCUACAGACUCUCGUUACGGCCUCAGGAAUGGAAGACAUCUUUGACAACCCCAACACCACGGUAUUUGCCCCUGAAAACAGCGCCUGGGACGCCUUACCUACAGGGACGAUGGAUUACUUUACUCAAGAUCAGGAAGGCAAAGAGAAGCUGCAAACGAUUCUUAUGCACCACGUGGUGCCGCAGAAAGUGGGCGUGACUAGUCUGAUAAAUACGCAGAAAUUGAAGACCUUGGCAGAUACCAACUUUGCCAUCAAAGUCAAUGAACAGCGAGCAGCCGGUGUGGGCUGCUUCAAGUACUACCACAUUUGA
Molecule: messenger RNA, 667 nt
Organism: Aplysia californica (California sea hare)
Lineage: Eukaryota; Metazoa; Mollusca; Gastropoda; Aplysiida; Aplysiidae
Product: stabilin-2
Source: RefSeq, a predicted model, not a curated record